Molecule: messenger RNA, 3007 nt
Organism: Cyprinodon variegatus (sheepshead minnow)
Lineage: Eukaryota; Metazoa; Chordata; Actinopteri; Cyprinodontiformes; Cyprinodontidae
Gene: rapgef5a
Product: rap guanine nucleotide exchange factor 5-like
Exons: 26
Coding region: 323-2992 (889 amino acids)
Biological process (GO): positive regulation of GTPase activity; Ras protein signal transduction
Cellular component (GO): plasma membrane
Molecular function (GO): guanyl-nucleotide exchange factor activity
Source: RefSeq, a predicted model, not a curated record
GUCCCCCCCUCCCCUCCCUGGAAAGCGCACACAUCGACCUGGUAGUAGGACUACAGAGCAGCGGGACGCGCGAGCCACUGGGUGGAGCAGGCAACGGCGCGUGCUGCGGAACACAUUCGGUAGGUCGUUAACCGCGCCGCGCGCGGUCUGGAUGCAGAUGCGGGUCGGAGAACGUCAGCGUGAAGCAGCGGGGGGACAUGGCGAACGGGCGCGGGCGGCGAUGCGCCUCGUGAGGAUACACUAGGUAGAGAAACCGGGAGCGGAGGCAGUGAGUCAGGCAGCUCGAGGACACAGUUCAAGAAGUGGGAGAAGAGGGUGAACCAUGGAGGACUCGGAGCCCGCGGAGGACGGCUUGCUCCCGGGUCUGCGGUGGAACCGGAGCGCACGGGACCAGGCGCAGCUCAAACACAAAAUCCGGGAUCUGCCGGGGUUGCUCAAGCACGGGCUGCACCUGCGGAAAAAGAGCCAAUCACCUGACACUAUCCCUGGACCGAGCACCGGAUCAACAGCUCACAAGUCUUGCUCGCAAAGUUUUCCAUGUGCCGGUCGGUCUGUUAGGAAUGCCUUCCUCUCUCAUGGACCGUACCCAGCUAAAGACAAAAUCCACCUGGCCAGAAUAAUACGGCGUAGCUAUGUGGGAGUGGAGCUGGUGCAGUGGCUGUGUGAGCAGUGCGUGUACGUGCGCUGUCGGACUACUGCUGUGCGUGUCUGGCAGGUGCUGCUGGAGCUGGGAGUCCUGCUGUCUGUGGACCAGCGGGUGGUGUUUUCAGACUCCAAUUCCUACUAUCAGUUCAGUUUUGAGGAGUGUGAGUCUGCUUCCUGUGAGUUUCGCUCCAAUGAGGGGGAGUGGCCAGAAGCUGUUAAGCUCCUCCUUCAGCUUGCACCAUACGUUCAGUUUCGCUCUGGAGGUGGAGCCAAUAGCCCGUCAGAGGAAGACUCUGAAGGUAACCGGGACAUCUGCAGUGAAAUCCUUCAGAUGAAAGCUCUGGAGAGACUUACUUCUACGGUACAGAGUGAGUUGGCAGCAGCUCUCGCUAGAAAGACUCGCAAAGCUUUAUCAGAGCAGGACUCUGAGACGACUGAAACAAGCCGGCAGGAAUGUAGCACGCCCAGUGAGGAGAGCAGCCCGCUGGGCGGUAUUUGUGCUUUGCGAGACGGUAAUGGAAGUGGCGGCGGCGGUAUGGGGACGGUAUGCGGCCGAGAGGAGCUCACCAGCCGGUUGGGACUGGAGGCUGUUCAGCGGCUGGCGAAAGAUGGCUGCCGGCUCCUGCAGAACCACAACUACCGUUUACCUGACAGAAACCAGGCGGAAGCAGUGGGUAGGGUUUGUCUGAAGGAAAGAGGACGGGACGUAUUGGUGUUGCGGAGAGUAACAACAUCAGUGACAUCACCGUCUGAUCGGCCGUCACCUACGUCGUCUGGGGGAGUGUCCCGGGAGGACGACUGCAAUAAGAGGUAUGUUGUGGUGUCGGGAACACCACUGAAGAUCUUGGAGCAUCUACUCAGUGACCUCCGACUGGAUGAUCAGAGAGGAGCGGCAGAGAACAGAGAGAGCGAAAUGCUGCUGGAUGACUUCCUGCUAACCUACCUUGUGUUCAUGUCCACUCAUGACCUCUGUCAGGCCCUGCUGGGACAUUAUAGCAGUGCACGCUGCCGGGGCCAGGAGGAGGGCAAAGAUGCCCUCUUUAGGAAGCGGAAAGUAUUGCGGCUGGUGUCUCAUUGGAGCAGACUUUAUAAGGACUUCCUCAAGGAAGAGGAGCAUGUCAGGAGCUUUAUGAAGACGCUGUACAGGUAUGUUCUAGAGGAUCUAUACGAGUUCCCCUCGCUGGAGAAAGACCUGAAAGAGUUUCAGAAACUUCUGCGCCGCAGACACACAGUGGAUGACUGCCCUACUAACCAAAAGAGUAAACAAAUGUACCAGCAGAUGAGCCUAAAGGAAAACACUUUGCAGCUUCGCAGUCCACAGACAGACCACAGAGAAGUGAUAUGUUGCGUUUAUGUGAGCCCUGAUUCCUACCUAAGUGUCCACACACACCCUGCGCUGGAGGCUCGGGAGCUGCUAAGGAUUGUGGCUCUAAAGCUGGACAAAGCAGAUGAAGACAUGGUGCUGGCUGUGGUGUUACAUACUGGAGAGCGAAGGAUGCUGCAGCCCAGUGACUGCGUCUAUUCAGAGUCACUGACCCCACAGGGAAAGCUGGUGGUCUGUCACAGGGAUCUUACAGAGAUCAUGCCACCGUUUACAGACUGUGCAGAAUUGUGCAGGAGGCCGGUUCGACUCUUAGGCAUCAACACCUGGGAUGUGGCAGCAGCGCUCACCCACCUGGAUUGGAGUCUCUUCAAAUCCAUCCAUGAGCAGGAGCUGGUGUACUACACUCUGAGCCGCUCUGGCCAAACAGCAGCGCUCACCGUCCUCCUCAAGCGCUGCAACGAGGUCCAGCAGUGGGUUAUGUCUGAGGUGCUCAUGUGUGUAUCUCUCAAUAAGAGAGUUCAGCUGCUAAAGAAGUUCAUCAAGAUCGCAGCUCACUGUAAAGCCCAAAGAAAUCUAAACUCUGCAUUUGCCAUUAUAAUGGGUCUGAACACAGCUGCUGUCAGCAGACUAAACCAAACUUGGGAGAAAUGCCCAGGGAAGUUCAAGAAGUUAUUCUCAGAGUUGGAGCUUAUCACGGAUCCUUCUCUGAACCACAAAGCUUAUAGAGAGGCCUUCAAAAGGAUGAAACCUCCCAAGAUCCCUUUCAUGCCUCUUCUUCUAAAAGAUAUCACUUUCAUCCAUGAAGGAAAUAAAACCUUUCAUGAUAACCUGGUUAACUUUGAGAAGCUGCAUAUGAUUGCAGAGACAGUGAGGAUGAUUCGCCACUGCCAAAGCGACCAACCAGGCAAUGAAGUGAUUGGAGUGGACAGUGCAGAAGUGAGGGCGAGCGUUCACUACCUGCACAUCAUCGACAAUCAGCAGACACUUUUUGAACUGUCCCACAAACUGGAGCCACGAGCUUAAAAAAAAAAAAAAAAA